AUGAGAUCAUUACAGCUUAUUUGUUUCACCUACGCUGUAAAAACACCGACAUGAUAUAUCUUGAUCCGGCAGAGGUACUUGCUAUAGAUCGCUUCAAGUCCAUCAGAGGCUUAUUUUCAAAAAUCGACUUAGAUAAUAUCAAGUACGUGCUUAUACCAUACAACGACGGCGGCACACAUUGGAUUUUGACAGUUGUGGAUGUGAAAAGUGGAUCGAUCAUUGUACUCGACCCCAUGACAACCGACUACAAUCCUAAUCUAAAAUCCCAUAGCGAUGCGGUAUCAGUGGCAAUGAAAAUUCUCCAAAAGAAAUUUUGGAAAAACGUAACCAACAUAUCCAUCAAAACAGAAGAACAUGUGAUGCAGAAAGAUGCACGCAGCUGUGGUUUAUACUGCUGCUUUAACGCGUCAAAGAUAAUGUCAGUUUUGUUAAUAAAAUUUUAUGACUUUCGUUAA
Hydractinia symbiolongicarpus is the source of this 455-nucleotide messenger RNA. RefSeq lists its product as uncharacterized. Gene Ontology annotation, biological process: proteolysis. The transcript is spliced from 2 exons. Lineage: Eukaryota; Metazoa; Cnidaria; Hydrozoa; Anthoathecata; Hydractiniidae. The record is from RefSeq and is a predicted model, not a curated record. Bases 51 to 455 code for a protein of 134 amino acids. Gene Ontology annotation, molecular function: cysteine-type peptidase activity.